AUGGGCAUCUUCCGCGUGGCCAGAAAAACAGUCUUCACCGGCUUGUUGGGCACUUCCACAGCCGCCGCGUACCUCGCCUCUCAAAACCCCGUCAUCUCCCCGCUCCCCGCCAACGACCCCAUCUGGUCGUCUCGACUCUUUAGGAGGGCUAAUCCGAACGGUAAUCCUGCUACCCAAGAUGUCGUCAUCAAGCGCAUUCCCUUUGACAAGAUUCGUCCGGAAUUGCUGCAGAAUAAUAAUGACUUGACGCUUGAGUUCUGUCGUGGAGUUUGGAGCGGUUGGGGCUUCGCUAUCCAGCGUCGAUAUCUAGAUUUCAAGUGGCGAGGUCCUGAGACUGAACAGCAGCUGUGGGAUAAUGAGCAGCUCUCUACUAGCAACUAUGACAAAGGCACCGCCAUCACCGAUCAUUUUGAGGUCGUUGAGAAGACUCCUACGUCCAUCACCGUGCGCUGCGGCGACUCGCCGCGCAACCAGCCCCUGCGCCCGUCUGAUGGUCUCUUCCAGAUCAGCGCUACCAUCGACAAGACGCACGAGGAGGUUGAGUUGAGGCUCAAGAGUGUCUUGUUCUCCAGCGAGGGCAAGAUUGCUGGGAACAAGGGUCCCAUGCCUGGAUGGAUGACGGAGCUGCAUCAGUGGUACGCCCGAAUUUGGGCUGAGACUGGGUCUUGGAGACUUCUUAAGUGA
This is a messenger RNA of Fusarium subglutinans, 684 nucleotides long. RefSeq lists its product as uncharacterized. The record is from RefSeq and is a predicted model, not a curated record. The transcript is spliced from 2 exons. NCBI's taxonomy places the organism in Eukaryota, Fungi, Ascomycota, Sordariomycetes, Hypocreales, Nectriaceae. The coding region runs from base 1 to 684 and encodes 227 amino acids.